This is a messenger RNA of Plasmodium gallinaceum, 4572 nucleotides long. Its product is annotated as conserved Plasmodium protein, unknown function. The transcript is spliced from 4 exons. The coding region runs from base 1 to 4572 and encodes 1523 amino acids. The record is from RefSeq and is a predicted model, not a curated record. NCBI's taxonomy places the organism in Eukaryota, Apicomplexa, Aconoidasida, Haemosporida, Plasmodiidae.
AUGAAGAACAUAAAGCAAAAUAUUUCUAAUUUUAAAGAGUUAGCAAAACAGUUAGAAGCAUGUGUACAAUCUAACUCAACGGAUAUUGAUAUAAUAAGAGAUAUAUAUACGAAGUGUAAAAAAGAUUUAAUUUCAUUGCAAAAACUAACAUUAGAAGCUCUGGAAAAAGGAAAUGCAAAACUGUUUGAAGAAUUAGUAGAAGUAUCUACUGAAGUUGAUAAAUCUGUAAAGCUUUUUGAAAACUAUGAAAAAAACAAAAAAGAAGAAACUUCAAAAAUAUCACAUAAUACUAACAAUAUAAAAUUUACUAAUGAAACAAAAGAGGAUAUAAAAAAAAAACAUAGGCACUCUAAAGAAAAGAGAAGUUCAAAAAAAAAAGAUAAAAAGUAUAAAAAUGUUCAUGAAGAAAGUGAAAAUGAAAUUGAAACAGAAAAAAAAUAUAAAAGUUCGAGUAGAAAAAUUGAUGAUAUAAGAAAAAGAGAAAAUAAAAGUAGAAAAAAAGAAUAUGAAAAAAGAAAAAAGAAGAAAAAAGAAAAAGGAAAAGAAAAAGAAAAAGAAAAAAGUUAUGACUUAAAUGAAGAUGAAUGUGUAGAAAAAGAUAUUAAUGAUAAAUAUUUCUUUCAGCUAGGAUCAAAAGAUUCUUUUAACAAGGAGGUUGAAACUUUUUAUAAUACACGUAGCUUAAGUAGUGAAGCAGUCAAUGAUAUAUAUGAUUCCAAUGAAAGAAAAAAAAAAAAAAAAAAAAAAAAAAAAUAUACAAAUAAUAUAGAAACAGAAAGUUUACUAGAUAUCGGGAAUAAUUACAUAUAUGAUAAUGAAUUAAAUUCAAAUAAAAAUAACUAUUUGAAACACAAUUAUCAAGAUAAAACAUAUAAUUUGAACACAGAAUAUUCUUUAGAUAAUCCAUUAAUUAUAAUAGUUCAUAUAUCAGAAAUUAUAAAUGUAUUAUUAGAUGUAAAAAGCGUUUAUAUUUACUUAACAUUGAAAUCAUUAGAUAAUAAAGUAAAUAUAAAAAAAAGUAGUAAGAAAAAAACUGUUGAAAAAUUUUCUAUAAAUGUAUCAGAAUUAUUUGAAUUUCCCAUUCUUUACAGCCAACAACUAUUUUUAUCUGUUGAUAUUAUUGAUUCUGAAAGUAAUGCAUACUACUACACCUGUUUAAUAAAUUUAAAUAAAACAAUUUUGAAGAAAACUAAAUUCUUUGCACCAACAGCAUUUUUAUUAACAGAAGUUCAUGAAAAUUUAUACUCUCAAGAACGGAAUGAAGGAAAUAGUAAUAUAGAUAUAUUUAAUAAAAAUAAUAAUUUUAUCAAUUAUUAUGACAAUAUUAAAAAUGUGUAUAACAAGGAAAUGGAUAUCUAUAAUUCUACAAAAUAUAUGUCUAAUACAUCUGUAGGUUUAAAUAAUUAUUUUGAUAAUUAUUAUAAAACAAAUCAAACUAAUAAUUUUAGAUUUUUCAAUAAUCUAAAUGAUACUAGUAAUUUUGCAAAUUUUGAAAACGCAAAUAAUUCUUUAAUGAAAGGCAGUAAUAAUAUAAAAGAGGAAAAAAAAAAUGGAUCUCAUAAUAUGGAAGUUUCAAACAAUUAUUCUUAUAUAAUUAUGAAUAUUGUAUUGAAAAAUAACGAAUUUGAUUAUGAGGCAGAAAUAAUAAAAGAAAAUAAUAUAAAUUUAUACAAAGAAUUGUACAGUAUUUGUAAUAAGGAAAAAAUAUUUUACGAAAACAAGAAUAAAGAAAAUGAAAAGAAAAUUGAAGAAUUAGAUAAAACUGUGAUGCUUUUAGAAUUGGAUAACGAAAAUUAUAUAGAAAUAAAUAAUAAAUUAAAAGAAAUUAUUGAUGAAAAAAAAGAAAUAAUUAAAAUAAUUGAAAAAAUUAUUAAAAAAAAAAAUAACAAAAUAGAAAAAUUGUUAAAAGAAAAUAAAAAAAUUAGCGAAACAGAAAAACUUUUUGAAGAAAAUAAAAAAGAGAAUAAUUAUUUAUCUCAAGAAAUUUCUAAAUUAAAUACUACCUUUAACGAAUAUAAAAUAAAAUUAAAGGAUACAAGUCAAAUUAAUAAUAAUCUUAACAAUAAAAUAAAUAAUCUGCUAUUCCAAUUGCAAAAUGCACAAUUUAAAAAUGAAAAAUUAUUAUCGUAUCUUUUAUUUUUGUUAGAACGCAUAAAUCAUUUUAACUAUAGUAACAUUGAUAAUCCUUUUAAAUUUUUUAAUAUCAAAAAGUUUAACAUGAAUAUUUUUAAAUAUAAGUUAGAUAAUUAUAAUGAUUUAUUAACUAAAUUAAAUCAUAAUAUGAUAAAUUACGAUAAACAUAACAGCAUAAAUGAAUAUUUUAAUUUUAAAAAAUGCUUAACAAAUGAGGAAAAAAGGAAUUUAAAUUUAGAAUUCACUGAUUAUUUGCCUAACUCAUGUUAUAAAAAGGAGAAUAAUUCUGAUAAAGAUAAUACAUUAGUCGAAUAUAACAAUGAUUGUGAAAAUAAUUUUUCAGAAAAUUAUAAAUACAUACAUAGAAAUAAAUUAUUUGAUAAAAACAAAAACUCAAAUGAAACAAUAAAUGGUGAAUUUUUAAUACAUCAAUAUAAAAAAUAUAUUACAUCUAAAAAAAAUAAAAAAAAUAAUGCUGAUAAUGAUUCAAGUAAAAAAGAAAAAAAAAAUGUACGUAAUUAUUUACAUGAAUUAAAUAUGGAUGAUAAUAAAACAUUAAGCAAUUGUCAAAAAUACAAUAUCAAUUUGAAUGAAAAAAGUGACUAUAAAUAUGGAGAAGAUCACUCAAUUAUUAAAGAAAAAGAAGAGAAAAGAAAUAAUAUCCAUUUAAAUGAUAUUAAUAAUAUAACAUUAGUAAAUGAUGAAAAAAGUAAUUUUAGUGAAACUUUAUCAAGUCAAAACAUAAUAAAUAAUAUUACAAAUAGCACAUUUUCCUUUAAUAUUAAAAAAAGAGAUAAAAGUAAAAAAAAAGAUACAGAGAAUAAAACAAGACAAGAAAAAAUUAAAGAUAUUAUAAACAAUAACCAAAUAAAUAAUUGUGAUAAGAGUUAUGAUGAUGAAUUCUUCGACGAAAAUAGUGGCAAUAUUAGUUAUUCUAAUAAUGAUAUUAGCAAAAAUAAUAGUAAUGAUAUUUUUACUGAAAUGAAAGGUAGAUAUCAAAAAGAAAAUUUACAUAAUUAUAAAAAAAAAAAAAACAAACAUAUAUAUAAUGAUUAUUCUGCAUCCAGUAGUGAUAAAUAUAGUAGUAAUAUUGAACAGAAUCAAAGUACUUUUGAAAUAGAUAAUAAAAAAGAUAUAAAGGAAAACAUUAAUAUAAGUGAUAAAAAUUCUCUGAAUGUUAAAAAUAAAGAAAACAAAAAAAAAUUAAAUAAUGAAAAUUAUUCUCUUUACAUAGAAGAUGAAAAAAAUAAAAUAAAAAAAGAAAAAAAAGAAAAUGACAGAAAGAAUGAAGAUAAUUAUUUAAAUUUUCACAGUUCUGAGUAUUUAUAUGAUAUAAAUAAAAAAAAUACGAAUGAUUAUUUAAGUGAUUACAGAAAUUUUGAAAAAAAAUUUAAUUAUUUUUUAAAAGUUUCUAGAAACUUAAAAGAAACAAUAUUAUCAAAAAGUGAUGACAAAUAUAGUCAUUUAGUAAAUAUACAGAAAAAAAGUUAUUUUAAUAAUUUAGAAAAAAUAAUAAAUAAAUGUGAAAAAAAAGAACAUAAUAUUUCGUUUUUAGACAAUUAUUUAUACAAGAAAAUUAAUUCAAAAUUUAUAUCAAAUGAAGAAAUAAAUAAUCAUAAAAAACUUUUGAGAAAUUUUUAUCUAAAAAAUUUAAAGGGAUUAAUUUUUAAAAAUGCAUUUAUUGAAAUAUAUACUAAUUUUUAUUUUAAGGACAAUUAUAACCAAAAAAAGUAUAUACGUAAAUCAGGACAUAUGAAUAUUUUUGGAGAUCAAAAUAACAAAAAUAUAUAUUUAAAUAUAUAUAUAAAAUCUACCUUUUAUAAUAUAAUGUAUAUAAAAGGUAAUAUAAAUGAAAAUAAAAUAGACAACAUUACAAUAAUAAAAAAAUAUUUAAAAAAGAAUGAUAAUAAUAAUAAGGUAACGGACGAUAAUGAUUAUAUUUAUUUAAAAAAAAAUGAAAUAUGUUUAUUAUAUAAGUUAUCUUUUAAAAGCAAUUAUUUAAAUAACCAACCAUUAUUUCUAAAUAUUGAAUGUUUGAUUAAUGAUAAUACAACUAUUAAAUUUAAAAUAUCAUUACCUUUUGUUCAUGUAUUAUUUUUUAAACCAAGUAGCUUAUAUUUAAAUAAUUUUAUAAAAAGUUACUCUGCUAGUAAAUAUUAUUAUAAAACCUAUUUUUAUAAUAUGAUGAGUUUUUCAAACCUCCAUGAAUUUAUUAAUGUAUUAAAAUUAAGUAAUUCAUUUAAUAUUUUUCAUUUCAAAUCAUAUAUUAUAUUAUACACUAAUUAUCAUUUUGAUGAUAAAAAAAAUUCCAUUUUAUUAUUAUUAUGUGAUCUUAGUAAGAAUAAGAAUAAUUCUAAUGGUAUACUCAAAUUACAUUUUGUUUCUAUAUCUGAUGAAUUGAUUAGUUUCUCAAUUAACCUAUUUAAGCAAAUUUUGUAA